AUGGUGCAUUAUCCUGUUCUCAUCGUCAAAACUGUGUCCGCUUCCAAGGAGAGGAGCGGCGUGUCUCUCGCCGCCCUGAAGAAAGCUCUCGCCGCCGGUGGAUACGAUGUGGAGAAGAACAACUCCCGCGUCAAGAUCGCCAUCAAGAGUCUGGUGACUAAAGGGACUCUGGUCCAGACCAAAGGGACCGGCGCCUCCGGAUCAUUCAAGCUCAACAAGAAACAAGCCGAGAGCGAGAAGAAACCCGCCAAGAAAGCCGCUCCUGAAGUCAAGAAGGCCGCAGUCAAGAAACCAGCCGCCGCCAAGAAGCCCAAGAGUGCCGCGACUAAGAAACCUGCCGCCAAGAAAUCCCCCAAGAAGGUGAAGAAACCCGCAGCCGCUAAAAAGGCAACGAAGAGCCCCAAGAAGGCAAAGAAACCAGCAACCCCCAAGAAAGCCGCCAAGAGCCCCAAGAAGGCCAAGACUGUCAAACCCAAAGCGGCAAAGCCGAAAGCAGCCAAACCUAAAAAGGCCGCGCCUAAAAGAAGUAGAUGA
Molecule: messenger RNA, 534 nt
Organism: Xyrauchen texanus (razorback sucker)
Lineage: Eukaryota; Metazoa; Chordata; Actinopteri; Cypriniformes; Catostomidae
Product: histone H1-like
Exons: 1
Coding region: 1-534 (177 amino acids)
Biological process (GO): nucleosome assembly
Cellular component (GO): nucleosome
Molecular function (GO): structural constituent of chromatin; DNA binding
Source: RefSeq, a predicted model, not a curated record